AUGGGUGUGAGGGCCUCUUUGGAAAGAGGUUGGAACCGCAUCAUUGUGGAAAAGCCCUUCGGGAGAGACCUGCAGAGCUCUGACCAGCUGUCCAACCACAUCUCGUCCCUGUUCCGUGAGGACCAGAUCUACCGCAUCGACCACUACCUGGGCAAGGAGAUGGUGCAGAACCUCAUGGUGCUGAGAUUUGCCAACAGAAUUUUUGGCCCUAUCUGGAACCGGGACAACAUUGCCUGCGUGAUCCUCACCUUCAAAGAGCCCUUUGGCACUGAGGGCCGGGGGGGCUACUUCGAUGAAUUUGGAAUCAUCAGGGACGUGAUGCAGAACCACCUGCUGCAGAUGCUAUGUCUGGUGGCCAUGGAGAAGCCCGCUUCCACCGAUUCCGAUGACGUCCGGGAUGAGAAGGUCAAGGUGUUGAAGUGCAUCUCUGAGGUGAAGGCUGACAACGUGGUCCUGGGCCAGUACGUGGGGAAUCCCAGCGCAGAAGGAGAAGCCGCCAAAGGCUACCUCGAUGACCCCACCGUGCCUCUCGGCUCUACCACUGCCACCUUCGCUGCGGUCGUUCUCUAUGUGGAGAAUGAGCGGUGGGAUGGGGUGCCCUUCAUCCUUCGUUGCGGCAAAGCUCUGAAUGAGCGCAAGGCAGAGGUGAGGCUACAGUUCCACGACGUGGCGGGUGACAUCUUCCACCAGCAGUGCAAGCGCAACGAGCUGGUCAUCCGCGUGCAACCCAACGAGGCCGUGUAUACCAAGAUGAUGACCAAGAAGCCCGGCAUGUUCUUCAACCCCGAGGAGUCGGAGCUGGACCUGACCUAUGGCAACAGAUACAAGAACGUCAAGCUCCCUGAUGCCUAUGAGCGCCUCAUCCUGGACGUCUUCUGUGGCAGCCAGAUGCACUUUGUGCGCAGCGACGAGCUCCGGGAGGCCUGGAGGAUCUUCACUCCCCUACUGCACAAGAUUGACAGCGAGAAGCCACAGCCCAUCCCCUAUGUGUAUGGGAGCCGCGGCCCCACAGAGGCAGACGACCUGAUGAAGAGAGUAGGCUUCCACUAUGAGGGUACCUACAAGUGGGUGAACCCCCACAAGCUCUGA
This is a messenger RNA of Dipodomys ordii (Ord's kangaroo rat), 1089 nucleotides long. RefSeq names its product glucose-6-phosphate 1-dehydrogenase-like. The coding region runs from base 1 to 1089 and encodes 362 amino acids. Gene Ontology annotation, biological process: pentose-phosphate shunt, oxidative branch; glucose metabolic process. The record is from RefSeq and is a predicted model, not a curated record. Gene Ontology annotation, cellular component: cytosol. Gene Ontology annotation, molecular function: NADP binding; glucose-6-phosphate dehydrogenase activity. The transcript is spliced from 9 exons. Lineage: Eukaryota; Metazoa; Chordata; Mammalia; Rodentia; Heteromyidae.